UCUGACGGCGACAAGCGACACGCGGAGCAUGUAUGCUACACUGCUGGAGAAAGUCGGGCAGGUUCUGGUUCCGGGGGACGAGUUCCACCUUCGCACAGAUGACACAAUCUCUUUGUCAGAACCGCAGAGGGCGGAGAAGAUGAUUUGUGGUCCGGGUCUGAGGCGCAGUGGGGAGCGAGUGGUGGUCUGCAAGAGCGGACUUCUGCGACACAAACACCCGAACAUGUUCUGGGUGGACUCACAACAGAAGAGGUACGUUCCGGCUCGAGGGGACACUGUCAUCGGUAUUGUUACGGCCAAAUCCGGGGACGUCUUCAAGGUGGAUGUGGGUGGUUCCGACGCAGCGUCGCUGUCUUACCUGGCCUUCGAAGGCGCCACCAAGAGGAACCGACCGAACGUGCAGGUCGGUGACUUGGUGUUUGCUCAGUUUGCGGUAGCCAAUCAACACAUGGAGCCGGAGUUGGUGUGUGUGGAUGCUGCCGGCCGUGCCAACGGGCUGGGGGUGUUUGGCGGCGAUGGGCUUUUGUUCAAAGUGUCUCUGGGACUCGUGAGGAGGCUUCUGUCUCCACUAAGUGACCUGCAGGUGGCUUUGCAACAACUGUAUCCAUUUGAGCUGGUCAUUGGGAUGAAUGGACGUCUGUGGGUCAAGUCCUCCAGCGUCCAGCGGACGCUCAUCAUUGCCGCUCUGCUGGAAAGCUGCGAAAACAUGUCUCUAUCUCAGAGACAGCAGCUGUUUCAGCGGGUGGCCCAGGGGGCGCUGUAGGUGCCCACAUAUGUGGUGUGAGGAGACGUGGUGUAGCUGCGAGACCCAUUCCAGGAGUGGUCUACAUGAUGUGGUCAUAUUUAUCUCCUAUUUUGUAAUUUUGUAAUAAAACCUCUCUGACACACAGGCGACACUGUUUUCAGGUCGUGCGAUAUUGAUCCCCUGACCAAUGACCACGUAUGGUUGUUCACGCUGCCAAACUACUCAAUUUCACUUCAACCCUUUUUUUUUUUAAUCUGCAUUAUAACAUUUAGUCUUGAGGGUCACAAACAGUUCCACAUCUGAGCUUUGGCUUUGGGAGGCCACCAAGGUGUUGCUCAGGAGAACUGGAAGGAUUUCACAAAUGCUCUGGACCACCUCAGUUUCCCAUAAUGCACUAAAAGAAUGGCUGAAUUUGAAUUAUUUUUAAAAAUCUCCAGACUUUCAGAUGGCCAAAACUGCUGCACAUGAUCACAGCUAAAAGAAUCCUCCAGAGAAGUGGACAUCUGUGACUGCAGUCUCAUGACAGACAUUGUUGAAAUAGGUCUGGACCUAGCGGGGAAGACCAACUGUGACACAGUGAGGAGGACCAUCUGUGUGCUGCAUCGUGGAAAAGGUUAUUGUUCAGAAAGUUACUGGUGAAGUUCACCUCACCAUUUUUGGUUGUACCAUGUCUCACAGAUGCUCAAGGUUGUUGCUACAUUUUUGCUUCUUAUGUUCAAUAUUGUUUUCUACCCAGUGAUUAAAGCAUAAUGCUCACUGCCUCAGUGAGUUUCAACUUCAUAUUGUGAAC
This is a messenger RNA of Synchiropus splendidus (mandarinfish), 1535 nucleotides long. It is a transcript of the gene exosc3, whose product is annotated as exosome component 3. The coding region runs from base 29 to 763 and encodes 244 amino acids. Gene Ontology annotation, biological process: TRAMP-dependent tRNA surveillance pathway; U4 snRNA 3'-end processing; nuclear polyadenylation-dependent rRNA catabolic process. Gene Ontology annotation, cellular component: nuclear exosome (RNase complex); cytoplasmic exosome (RNase complex). The record is from RefSeq and is a predicted model, not a curated record. NCBI's taxonomy places the organism in Eukaryota, Metazoa, Chordata, Actinopteri, Syngnathiformes, Callionymidae. The transcript has 4 exons. Gene Ontology annotation, molecular function: RNA binding.